ACGCACAUACACACGUAAAUAUUCUCGUCAUCGGCAACCUGGUUCGAUCGGAUGUGCCAAAGCCAAGAUCUAACGGGAGACAAAGACAGAAAUGAUUUUUUGUGUUUGUCUGCGAUGGACCUAUUUAUAUGAACAAAUGUCGCAAAGUGUUUAAAACGGAUCAAGUCCAUUGUGGGUUUAAACACGUCGCAUGAGUGAAUUUUGUGCUUAUUGAAAAGGAAACAAGGGAGUGAAGAAGAAAAUUCUUUUUUUUUGAAAGAAUAUAAUACAAUACAUAGAAAGAAGGAGAAAAAGAGAGAGGGGAAAAAAUUGUGUGUGAGAUAUUUGUAUAGUUGCGAAACAUCAUAACAGCGGAAAACGAAGACACGUUUUACCAAAUAGUGUUUCAAGAAUGAUUCUUCGUAGUUGAUUUUGUGAAUUGCAGCCAAAUUCUGGAUUAAUAACUACGUUCAACACUGAUUUUUCUUUAGUGUCCAUGAUGACUUGUCGUAAUUCGUGAAACAAAAUCCUUUUUAUUAAAAAUAGAAAACUUGCGCUUCGAUAUUUGGCCACAAUGAUGCAAGGUUAGGAGAUUUGACAGUUGAUCAAUUUUUUUUCUCUCCUUUUUGGAGUAGGAUCCUGCCCGGGUAAAUUCAUUAAAAAUGGAUCAGGAAACAGUUUAUGGAACUCAUGAGGACAGUCAUGUUGUUAUGUCGGAGAAGGUUCAAUCGUUGGCGGGCAGUAUUUAUCAAGAAUUCGAGAGAAUGAUUGCCCGUUACGAUGAAGAUGUUGUCAAAGAACUGAUGCCUUUGCUAGUCAAUGUUUUAGAAUGUUUGGAUAUUGCGUACACGGAAAAUCAAGAGCACGAAGUAGAAUUAGAAUUACUACGCGAGGAUAAUGAACAGCUUGUCACGCAAUAUGAAAGGGAGAAACAACUCAGAAAAACUUCCGAUCAAAAACUUUUGGAACUCGAAGAUGUGGCCGAGGAUGAGAGAAAGGAGUUGUUGUCAAAAAUCGAUAGUCUCGAAUCAAUUGUUAGAAUGUUGGAACUUAAGACGAAGAAUUCCAACGACCAUGGUACCGCCAGUUCCUCUUUUACACCAUCUCCUUACAUCGUCAGGCUGGAGGAGAAGGAGGCCGAGUUGAAACGAGAAUAUUCUCGGUUGCACGACCGAUACACGGAAUUAUUUAAGACACAUGUGGAUUAUAUGGAGAGAACAAAAAUGCUGGUAGGCAGUACGGAAAGACUGGAGAAUGCAACCGGAGGCAGAGGUCCUGGUCGUUUACCAUCAUUAGGCUUAACGCAAAUGUCCAGGAGUUCAGGGCCAUUGAGUUAUGGAUUCCAAAGUCUCGAGGCCAGUAUAAAUGCCGAGGAUAUUCCCGAGGAAAUUCCAAGUCACGUUACCAAUUUAAAAUCCGAAAUGAGCGACAGCAGUAAUGAAACGACAAUAGAAACUUCUGACAAGAGCCAACUAACUGAUCGUCCCGAUCACGAGAAUAAGACUACAAUAGUUUCUAGACGUAAGUUUUUUUUUGACUUUAUUACUUUAUUUAUUGAUUUUAUUAAAUCGAAAUUUUCAAUUGUUUUAGAUGAGAGUCCUGAAACUGAAGUGCCACCGCCAAUUGUUACUCCGACUUCGCCGACGGUGGAGAAAAUAUCGUCGACUCCAAGUGGCCGAACUCGAACUGAAAGAGAGCAGCGUAGUGGAAAUACUUUAUAUCAAGAACUCAGCUUUCAGGAUGCUGACGCGCUUGGAGAAAUGGACGAAGGUGCCGAUAUUACAGGAAGUUGGGUUCAUCCUGGAGAAUAUGCGUCGUCAGUUAACGACAACUUCUUCGGAAUGGGCAAGGAAGUGGAGAAUCUAAUAAUGGAGAAUAACGAACUUCUAGCAACAAAGAACGCUCUAAAUAUUGUGAAAGACGAUUUAAUCGUGAAAGUAGAUGAACUUACAGGAGAGCAGGAAAUACUUCGCGAAGAAAUUCGAGCUCUUCAGCAGGCGAGAGAUCGUUUGCGACAGAAGGUCGCGACUCUCGAGGACGAAUUGAAAAAGACAAAAGAAGAGGCAGAGGCUGCGACCAAGGCUUCGAAGAGCGACGACGAGGAAGACGUUCCUCUCUCGCAGAGAAAGAGAUUCACGAGGGUCGAAAUGGCCAGGGUUCUUAUGGAGCGAAAUCAAUAUAAAGAACGUUUCAUGGAACUGCAGGAGGCUGUGAGGUGGACCGAAAUUAUGAGAGCAAAUAAAACCGAUCCAGCGAGUAUUUCAGGUGGAAAACAAACAUUCUGGAGGUUUUUUAGUAAUCUCUUCACAGGACCCGCAGAUCGGGGAUCCUUAGUGCGAGCUCCACACUCGUUACGCUACAGUGCACCAACAAAUCAAGUGGUUCCGGCGACAUCCUUGGACGCGAUUCGUCGACGUACACUGAAAAAUAAACAAGAAUAUCUUGAUCAGGGAGACACCAUGUCGUCGGAGAAGCUUGUGGCAAGACGAGCGAAUGAACGAAAAGAACAAUAUCGACAAGUACGAGCUCACGUUCGUAAAGAGGAUGGAAGAUUACACGCUUACGGAUGGAGUUUACCAGGUAAACCGAGUGCGCCCGCGAGACAACCGGUUCCCGUUCCUGUUUAUUGCCGACCACUUCAGGAAACCGAGCCUGGAAUGAAGAUAUGGUGUGGAGCUGGAGUGAAUUUAAGUGGCGGUAAAACGCGAGACGGCGGAUCAAUGGUGGGCGGAAGUGUAUUUUACGCAGCCGAAGCACGUGAGAAUAAUAGCGUGGUGAAAGUCGAGGCCGAGGAUGCGGUCGAGCAUUUGGACAAGGAACUCCAGGAAAGUGAGCAACGUCGUCUCGAGGCCGAACGUCUCGAGCAACAAUUGAGUUCGCACGUUUGGAUUUGUACGUCAACGCAAAAAAUGUCAAAAGUAACUGUGAUAGAUGCAAAUAAUCCGGCUGAAAUACUCGAGGUCUUCAAUGUAUGCCAAAGUCAUUUACUUUGUAUUGCGAGUGUUCCGGGUGCCAAAGAAAGUGACUACGCUCAAGGUCCCAAUGACGAGGUGAUAGCUAAUAUAGUCAUCGAAAAUGAUAAGACAAACAAAAUUAAUGACAAUUCAACAACGUCAACAUUAGACGAUAAUAGCAAGACUGAAACGGAACAAAAGGGAGCGGAAGUUAAUGAGGUUGAAAAAAAUUCAUCGACCGAAGUGGAGAAUAAUGGUGAGACUGUUAAUUUGGGGAAGGUUCAGUUUAUCAAGAAUGUCGGGGAAAUUUCGCCAAUUUGCGAUGGCAAUGGAAGUGAGAAGGAGACGACGAGUUUGGAGAAUGAUGAUGAUAAUGGAACACCAAUUGAAAAAAUGUCCUCAAUUCAACCGACGAUGUGGCUCGGUGCUCAAAAUGGAGCAAUUUUUGUUCAUUCGGCUGUUGCCAAGUGGCCCGUUUGUUUACACUCGGUGAAACUCAAAGACGCUGCUCUGGCUAUCGUACACGUUCAGGGUCGAGUGCUGGUGGCACUGGCAGACGGCACGGUCGCAAUAUUCCGAAGAGGACCAGACGGACAAUGGGAUCUAACCCAGUAUCAUGUGAUAACUUUAGGCAAUCCUCAACAUUCCAUUCGAUGUAUGGCGGCAGUAUUAGGAAAAACAGUUUGGUGCGGUUACCAAAAUAAAAUCCACAUUAUCGAUCCAAUAACAUUGACCCUAAAGUGUUCCGUGGACGCACAUCCUCGUCGGGAAUCACAGGUUCGUCAAUUAGCGUGGCUCGGUGAGGGUGUUUGGGUCAGUAUUCGACUCGAUUCAACAUUGAGAUUAUAUCAUGCACACACCUAUCAGCAUCUUCAGGACGUUGAUAUUGAGCCGUAUGUGAGCAAAAUGCUCGGCACUGGGAAACUCGGAUUUUCAUUUGUUCGAAUCACUGCCUUGCUUAUUUCAUCAAAUCGACUCUGGAUUGGAACCGGGAAUGGAGUUAUUAUCUCUGUUCCACUUUCUGAAAGCGCCGGUGGAUCGAUGGCGAUUUCGAGAGCACAAGCAAGAGGAGGAAAAGGAGACGCUCCGGGAAUUGGAGUUCGGGUAUUUGCUUCUGAUCAUGGAGUGACUCCAGGAAGCUUCGUGCCUUACUGUAGUAUGGCUCAUGCUCAGCUCAGCUUUCAUGGACAUAGGGAUGCUGUAAAAAUGUUUGUCGCCGUUCCUGGUCACGGAGGUCACAGUGCGAUCUCGGACGGUUCUAUUCCAGCAAUGCUAGUCUUAUCCGGUGGGGAAGGUUACAUUGAUUUCAGAGUCGGUGACGGCGAUGAGGCAGAAGAUGGAAUCGAGCGUUCAAACGCAUCAGCAAUCUCAAGUUCCGAAGAGCAAAGUGAACAAAGUCAUUUGAUUGUCUGGCAGGUUCAAUGUCCACCAAUCAUCACUUAAAUCAUUCGCAUAAUUUCAUUUUCAAAAAAGGUGCCCGGCCUAGCAAAUCAUCAAUCGAAGGAAAAAAAACAAAACGAAAAAAGAACUCUUAUCGAUUAAUCAAGAAACAGAAAAUUUAAUCAAGAAAACAAAAGUGAAAAAUAAUAAUUAUUUUCACAUUAAUGUGAAAAAAAGAGAAGUAUUUCUCUCUCAAAAAAGAAAGUCAGCUCGAAGAAUUAAAAAAUAAUGCGAAAUGCCGAGGUAAACGUAGUGUACAAAAUUUUGUUAUUUAUUCUUUUUUAGAGAAAGAAUUACAAGAUUUUAGUCAAUCUUCUUUUCUGUUAGAAACGAUAAUAGUCUUUUUUUCUAUUAUUUUCAUUCCGGAAAUGAAUUUAUUUACUUUUAGUCCACGAAUUGCAUAACAGAAUCGUGUGUUCGAUGAAAUUUAGAAAAAUUUAUUAGAUUUUUUAAUUUAGAUAUUUAUAAUGUAAAAAAAAUAUUAAUUAUAUAAAUAUAUAUAUAUUUGUUUAUAAUAUGCUUACGUAUCGAAUGCUAGCCUAAGAUUUAUUGUAAAUCGUUUUUAAAAACAGCAAAUUAAUAAUUUAUUCCUAAAUCGUGUAAAAAGCACGUAACAUAUGUAUUUUAAAAUACGCCUAUUGGGGUUGUGUGCAAUUUUACGUUUCUUGAAUGCGUCUUGAGAAUUUUGAGUGAGUAUUUAGGCGAAUUCUUCAUUUACAAAGGGAAAUUUACGUAUUUCUUUUUUUAUAAUAAAAAAAUACCUUCUUUAUAAAGAAGGUAUAUUCUGUUCUUUUAAUUUUGGCGUCAAUUUUGAGAAUUAAGCUAUUAGUGAACAAUAAGCUUUUGUAAAUAUUGAUAAGACGUCCAUUUAUUUAAAAAUGUUAUUUAUUAUUCGCCGUUGAUUUUAAAUGAAAAAUUAACAACUCGGCGUCUGCACUUUUUUCUCUCUCCUAAAUCUUCUACCAAAGAUGAGGUUACAAUAUAUUUGAAAAUGCGUUUAUAUAAAUAUAUUUAAAAAAAAAAAUGUAGAAUGGAAUCGACUCUAGCGAAUUUUAUGUAUAUUUCAUGUUUAACUCGGCUUUCAGUGUCGAACGCGGAAUGUACCUGGCUCGCGUGGAGCUGCAACGGCAUUAAUAAAAAGUUAUACAGGAAA
Leptopilina heterotoma is the source of this 5526-nucleotide messenger RNA. RefSeq names its product JNK-interacting protein 3 (gene syd). NCBI's taxonomy places the organism in Eukaryota, Metazoa, Arthropoda, Insecta, Hymenoptera, Figitidae. Gene Ontology annotation, biological process: vesicle-mediated transport. The coding region runs from base 642 to 4376 and encodes 1244 amino acids. The record is from RefSeq and is a predicted model, not a curated record. Gene Ontology annotation, molecular function: MAP kinase scaffold activity; JUN kinase binding; kinesin binding. Gene Ontology annotation, cellular component: cytoplasm. The transcript is spliced from 18 exons.